Molecule: messenger RNA, 7123 nt
Organism: Labeo rohita (rohu)
Lineage: Eukaryota; Metazoa; Chordata; Actinopteri; Cypriniformes; Cyprinidae
Product: NACHT, LRR and PYD domains-containing protein 12
Exons: 7
Coding region: 160-3870 (1236 amino acids)
Molecular function (GO): protein binding
Source: RefSeq, a predicted model, not a curated record
CGAGUACGUAUGGCACGCAAGUGUCUUUUUUAGCGGAAGUGAAAGCAAAAGAGUUUGUUGCACAGACGCCAUUUCAGGGGCUUCGAAAUGUUUUCUCGUGGCAAGGAAACAUAGAAAUCAAGCCUCUAGGAAGAAGAGAAGCAGAAAACAGCUUGUAAAAUGAGUGUGUAUGAGGAGAGAAAGCAGGAGACUCCUGUUGGCACUCGAAAAGCAGAAUCUUCAGGAUUCAACUCCAUGUAUAAAAAUCCUCCUAAUCUCAGUGAUGGUGAUUCUCAGAGAGCAGGAUCUUCAGGAUUCAGCUGUGUGUCUAUGAAGAGUAACAACUCCAUGUAUAAAAAUCCUCCUAAUCUCAGUGAUGGUGACUCUCAGAGAGCAGGAUCUUCAGGAUUCAGCUGUGUGUCUAUGAAGAGUAACAACUCCAUGUAUAAAAAUCCUCCUAAUCUCAGUGAUGGUGACUCUCAGAGAGCAACAUCUUCAGGAAUCAGCUGUGUGUCUAUGAAGAGUAGCAACUCCAUGUAUAAAAACCCUCCUAAUCUCAGUGAUGGUGUCUCUCAAACAGCAUCUCCAGGAUUCAGCUGUGUGUCUAUGAAGAGUAACAACUCCAUGUAUAAAAAUCCUCCUAAUCUCAGUGAUGGUGACUCUCAGAGAGCAGCAUCUUCAGGAAUCAGCUGUGUGUCUAUGAAGAGUAACAACUCCAUGUAUAAAAACCCUCCUAAUCUCAGUGAUGGUGACUCUCAGAGAGCAGCAUCUUCAGGAAUCAGCUGUGUGUCUAUGAAGAGUAACAACUCCAUGUAUAAAAACCCUCCUAAUCUCAGUGAUGGUGUCUCUCAAACAGCAUCUCCAGGAUUCAGCUGUGUGUCUAUGAAGAGUAACAACUCCAUGUAUAAAAAUCCUCCUAAUCUCAGUGACGGUGACUCUCAGAGAGCAGGAUCUUCAGGAUUCAGAUGUGUGUCUAUGAAGAGUAACAACUCCAUGUAUAAAAAUCCUCCUAAUCUCAGUGAUGGUGACUCUCAGAGAGCAGCAUCUUCAGGAAUCAGCUGUGUGUCUAUGAAGAGUAACAACUCCAUGUAUAAAAAUCCUCCUAAUCUCAGUGACGGUGACUCUCAGAGAGCAGGAUCUUCAGGAAUCAGCUGUGUGUCUAUGAAGAGUAACAACUCCAUGUAUAAAAAUCCUCCUAAUCUCAGUGAUGGUGAUUCUCAGAGAGCAGCAUCUUCAGGAAUCAGCUGUGUGUCUAUGAAGAGUAACAACUCCAUGUAUAAAAACCCUCCUAAUCUCAGUGAUGGCGUCUCUCCAACAGCAUCUUCAGGAUUCAGCUGUGUGUCUAUGACGAGUAUCAACUCCAUGUAUAAAAAUCCUACUAAUCUCAGUGACGGUGACUCUCAGAGAGCAGCAUCUUCAGGAUUCAGCUGUGUGUCUAUGAAGAGUAACAACUCCAUGUAUAAAAAUCCUCCUAAUCUCAGUGAUGGAGCUGCUGUGAGAAUGAUUGACCCUGUUAUCAUCAGCAAGAAGAGAAAGAGAGCAGCUUCUUCACCGCAGCCCCCUGAUCACAAUGAUGAAUCAGUGCCCUUUGAUCCUGUUGGUGGGAGAGCUGAUCAGAAGAGAUAUGUGUCCUGUCAGACCUGCACAUCCUCUUACUGUCACUGUCACAUCAGUCAUCAUGACACAGAAGCAGAUCUGCAGCUCAAUUCUCACCAACCAGUGUAUGAUGAUCUGCAGAGAGUCAAAGACCAGCACAAAACCAGCAUGAAGAACAAGUAUAAGACCUUAUUUGAGGGAAUCAAACUACAAGAGAAUCAAACCCUCCUGAACAGGAUUUACACACAGCUGUUCAUCAUAGAGGGAGAGAGUGAAGGGGUGAAUGAAGAACAUGAGGUGCUGCAGAUGGAGAAAAGUUACAGGACACUCCAAGACACUCCAAUCAACUGCAAUGACAUCUUUAAUCCUUUACCUGAACAAGGAUAUGAGGAGAUGAGAAGAGAGAAGAAAGACAAAAUAAAGACCAAAAUAAAGACUGUUCUUACUAAAGGCAUCGCUGGAAUUGGAAAAACCGUCUCUGUGCAGAAGUUCAUUCUGGACUGGGCUGAGGGAAAAGUCAAUCAGGAUGUAGAUUUCAUGUUUGUGCUUACAUUUCGAGAGCUGAACUUAAUUAAAGAUCAUAAGUACAGUCUUCACAGAUUUCUGCUUGACUUUCAUCCUGAGCUUCAAGAUCUGGACUCACGGAUUUAUAAUGAAUGUAAAGUUGUGUUCAUCUUUGAUGGUCUGGAUGAAAGCAGAAUUCCAUUAUCAUUUUCAGACAGUCAGAAAGUUUCUGAUGUGACUGAGAUUUCAUCAGUGGGUGUGUUGAUGUCAAACCUCAUGAGAGGAGAUCUGCUUCUCUCUGCUCUCAUCUGGAUCACCACCAGACCAGCAGCAGCCAAUCAGAUCCCCUCUAAAUACAUCAACCGUGUGACAGAAAUUCAGGGAUUCAGUGACACUCAGAAGGAGGAAUAUUUCAGGAAGAGAAUCAGUGAUGAGCAUCAAGCCAGCAGAAUCAUCUCACACAUCAGAAGAGCAAGAAGCCUCCACAUCAUGUGUCACAUACCCGUCUUCUGCUGGAUCUCAGCUACUGUGCUUCAAAACCUCCUGAAACAAGAUCUCAGUGCAGAAAUCCCUCAAACUCUGACUGAAAUGUACAUCUACUUCCUGCUCAUUCAAACACGUAUGAGGAACCAGAAGUAUGAAGAGAGGGAUCCAGAGAAACUCCUGCAGUCCAACAGAGAAGUGAUUGUGAAACUUGCUGAAGUAGCUUUCAAUCAGCUGAUGAAGGGCAAUGUAAUCUUUUAUGAGGAGGACCUGAGAGAGAGCGGCAUAGACGUCACUGAUGCCUCAGUGUAUUCUGGGAUUUGCACUGAGAUCUUUAGGGAGGAAUCUGUGAUUAAUCACAGGAAGGUUUACAGCUUUGUACAUCUGAGUUUUCAGGAGUUUUUUGCAGCACUGUAUGUGUUUUACUGCUAUUUACACAAGAACAGUGAGAUUCUGAAAAUGUUCCUGACAGGAAAGUCUAGAGCUCAGUGUGAGAAUGUUACUCUGGAUGAGUUUCUGAAGGGAGCAAUGAAUAAAGCCUUGGUGAGUAAAAAUGGACACUUGGAUCUUUUCCUUCGAUUUCUUCAUGGCAUCUCACUGGAGUCCAAUCAGAGACUCUUACAGGAUGUACUGAUACACACAGAGAACAACCCAGAGAGCAUCAAGAAAAUAAUCCAAAACCUCAAAGAAGAUCAACAAAAAGAUGUCAGCCCUGACAGAUGGAUGAAUCUGUCACACUGCUUGAUUGAGAUGAAGGAUAACUCUGGUCUUGAAGAAGUGCAGGCAUUUUUAAACUCCAAAACAAAUGAUAAAAAUCUUACACUUGCACAGUGCUCAACUUUGGCCAGCAUGAUCCUGAUGUCAGAGGAGGUGCUGGAUGAGUUAGACCUUAAACAGUACAACAUCAAAUCAAAUGAGGGCAGAUGGAGACUGUUACCUGCUGUGAGGAACUGCAGAAAAGCUUUUUUGGCAGGCUGUAAUCUCACUGACCAGCACUGUGAAAUUCUGGCUUCUGUUCUGCAAUCACCAAAGAACACCCUGAGAGAGCUGGACCUGAGUAACAAUCAUCUGCAGGAUUCAGGAGUGAAACUGCUCACUGCUGGACUGAAAAGUCCAAACUGUCAACUCAACAUAUUGAGCCAUUUUGUGUCCACUUCUUUCUGCAAAUUGGAUCCGUCCUCAAGGACAACCCCCCGGCCACUAGUAUUUUCACCAGCUAAAAAAUGGUUUAAAGAAUCUGACAACAGCCAGUGCUCCACACUGAGAUCUGUUCUCACCAUCAUCCAGUCUGUCUCUGGAAUGACAUGAAGAAACAGAAAGACUGAGACAGACUAAAUCCAGAAGAACUGUGGCAACAUCUCCAAGAUGUUUCAAGAAAGAUACCUGCAAAGCUACCUGAAAAACUAUGCACAAGUGCACAUAGGGCAAAAGCUGCUUUAAACGCAAAGGAUGGUCACAACAAAUGCUUAUUUAUUUUAGUUAAUAGAAGUUUUUUUGGUAAAGAAAAUCUUUUUAUGACAGUUUUUGACAGCAUCCUCAUUUUAUGUGCCUAACUGGCUAAAACUGUAGCUUUGUAGGUACAGAUCUGGCCACUGAGAAUGCGUCUUUUUUCACGCGGCAUCCUGCAAUUCGUCACGCGUGAUCACGGAGCUCCCUGCAGGCGCUAUUUCAGAUUUUUUGUAAACGUUGUGCUUCACACAAUAUCCACCAGGUGGCGCAAGGAACAACAUUCUGUAGUUAAACACCACGGCCAGGGCCGUGUUAACCAUUGGGCUAGGCGGGGCUAAAGCCCUGGGGUCCGAGCAAGGAGGGGGGGCCGUGAUUGGCUGUGGAGUAAAUUUACAGGCCAUGUCAGCGAAGAUCGCCAAAGCGCCACCACCCCUCGCACAUGUUAGAAGCUUUUCCAUAAAUUACAUAUUACCAUUACAGAUUAAAACGUCACGUUUGAAUUUGGUUUACCAAUUAAAAUGCAUUUAUUGUGUAUUUUACUUUUGAAGGACCAUGCACGAAUUUAUCAGGUGAUCGCUUCACCAAAUGUCCGCAUUCAACUCUCUUCACUUCGUUCUGGAAUAAUCUGAAAAUAGCUACGCAAUAGAACAAUCUUCGAUAAUUAAAAAUAAAAAAAAAAAUAUAUAUAAUAAUAAUAGUAAUAGAACACACCAUUGUAAAGGGGGGCUGAGUUAGUCAAAUCCCCAGCUAGGUUAUUUUAGUGUUGUGGCAUUUAAGCAUUGUGGUUUAAAAACAAAUGUAACUGUUCAGGGAUGGCAAGGCAGAAUUUAUUUUAGCAAAAUUACGGUUACAUGUUACGUGAUAAGCGCACUGCGCACCUGCUUAUACUACUGUUUCAGCUAUUAAAAUGGCUCCGUUUUUAUGUAAUGGCAGCGUGAUUUCAUUUCAUUUUAUUUUUUCUUAAGUUAAUUCAGAAAAACGUUAUUUGUUCGCUAAAUUUACGUUUUUGUUUUUAAAAGUAACGACCAAGCGGCCAGCGGAAGACUGAUCAUAGUCUGUUUGAUCAAUUUUGCCUUCUCAAAUCAUCAUGACUUGCCUAAAAUAAAAGCAAUAAAUAUAAAACAGUUCAGGUAUAAAAGAAUGUUAUAAUAUUUAAACCUAGAUAAAUGUGUGCUAUAAGGCGCAUCUCCAAUCAUUUGUGCGGAGAGUGGAAGCUGAAGCCGCUUUGCAGGACAUGGAGGCGCCAGCGCAAUUACUCGCAUUUUUUUCAGUGGAAAUAAUUUAAAAAUAUUCCGUAAUUUUUGCUCAUAAAGGUAAGAGUAAUACAUUAUUCGGAACUAUAAAGUGUCUACUUUUAUUUGUGUGCACUCACAAUAUCAACAAAACGUUAGGAGUGCUUUUAUUUAUAAAAUAAAGAAAACAAACAUGAUGUGCUUUCUGUGGUCCCAACAGGAGCGCUUCACAAAAAUAAAUAGAAACUCAGCGAAUACAUACCUGACAGACAUGAUAAAUAUAUCUAUAGAAAGCUUUAAAUUAUUACUUAACGAAAUAAAUCAAAAACAAAAUCCCUUUCAUUACAUAAUCUGCUAAUUUAUAUAAACAUAUUAUUUACAUUAUUUUACAUUAUUUAAACAUAUAAACGUGCUAUUUGUAUUAUUUGUAAACGCACACUUUAUUGUGCUUUCCGCAUGCAUGGUCGAUAUGUUGGCUACUAUAGGCUAUAGCUAGUCAAGUCAGCAUGCUGAUUUAAUUAGUCUUACUAAAAGUAAAUUAAAAACAACAAAUUGAGUGAUGCAAAAGUGAUCAUUCAUGCAUAUUUUCAUAAAGUACAUUUUGUUUUCGACUUGACAGUUUAUUUCAGUUCCGCAUUUCAAGCUGCUUAAUGUAGCCUAGCCUAGUUGGACAAUGUUUCUAUUCUAUUCUACUAUUAUGACAAUAAAUAAAUCGUAUGCUAUUUAUAUAUAUAUAAAUUAAGUGUAUGCGCCGGCGUGCUCGUCCAAGGCUAAUUUAUCAUGUCAGAAUUAAACCCCUAUUUUAGAAGAAUGCCACUCUGUCAGGCGUCCCACAACUCUUAUUUAUAAACGUCUAUAUUUUAUACCAAAUAAAUGAAGUCAUGGUCGAGAUGUUGCUCUGAAUUUUUUUUUUGCCUUUUUUUUGGCUGAAAUGUAUUUUAUAAUUUCCAUAUCAUUUUAUUUUUAAGUGUUUUGAAUGUAUUUCUCCUUUUUUUUUUUUUUUGCCUAUUUUAUAAUAUUUGCUUGAAUCUUUAAGGGUGUAUUUUGAUGUUUCAUUUUGAAGGGCUUUGAGAUGUUACAUUUAAAGGCGCGAGAAAUUAAGAAUUAUAUUAUUAUUAUUAUGAAAUUAUUAAAUCAGCUAGCUGUAGUUUUCUUAUUUAAAUUACUUAAAUAUAUGAAUGUUAAUGUCAUUAAAAUCUGCCUCCCAGUGCUGUUAUGUGAAUAUGAGGCGAAUAUGGAAACACUGAUUCCUGCUGAAUGACAUAGGGCUUUUGUUUCACUUUAAAUUAAUUCGUUUUUGGCUUGACAUUUAUAUAGCCUGAAUACUGUUAACUUUAGACAAUUUGAAUGCAACUUAAGCGAACGCAAUUUCAGCGAAUGUUGCUUGGGCACUUUCCCAUUGAGAAUGGGUAACAAAUUUAGAUCGGUCGUGAGCCCUGUGUCUCACGAUGUUUGGGCCCCCAACCCCCGUCUUAGGUUUUGCAACCCUUGAAAGUCCAAGAAUUAACCUCAAUUAAUUUAAUUGUUAAUGAGAGGGGGUUGUUUGUAGGCAUUGCCAAAACUGGCCAAACCACCUUCCACCUCCCCCACCCUAUGAAUAAAGGUGAGAAGAGCAGGCUUGGCUAGAAUUGGGUGCAAGUAAGAUGCUUUAGGCUGAAAUGUCCAGCAGACAAGCGAUAUGCAUAUUUAUACUUAAUAAAUAAAUAAUAAUCAUUUAGACUUUUUUUUUAUUGAAAAAUGUAAAACAUUUAGGCCUAAUUAAUCAAAUUAAAGUGACAAAGUAAAAAAAAAAUAGUUGAAGAAAAUGUUCUUUUAGAAUUACAUCUUUUCUCAGGUAGAAUGAAUGUUUCAUGCCUUUUGGUUUUUUUUUUUUUUUUUUU